Molecule: messenger RNA, 1662 nt
Organism: Amphibalanus amphitrite
Lineage: Eukaryota; Metazoa; Arthropoda; Thecostraca; Balanomorpha; Balanidae
Product: histone-lysine N-methyltransferase PRDM9-like
Exons: 7
Coding region: 15-1319 (434 amino acids)
Cellular component (GO): nucleus
Molecular function (GO): histone methyltransferase activity; protein binding
Source: RefSeq, a predicted model, not a curated record
AACGCCGCCGGAACAUGGUCAACUACCGGGAGGAGGAGGACCUGGACGACGACGACUACAUCUUCUGUGACGAGUGUGACCGCGAGUGGGAGGGCGACUGUCCUGUCCACGGUCCGCUGGAGGUCGUACCCGACACCAAGGUCCCGUUCGACACUGGCGAUCCUGAGAGAGACAUCAAGACCCGUCCCGAGUUCCUGAACCCGGGCCGGUCCAAAAUCCCCGGAGCCAACACCGGCAUUUGGACGGAGAAGGACCUGCCGGCGCGGCUGAGGUUCGGUCCCUACGAGGGUAUCGUCACCGCCGACCGACGCCAGGCCACCGACUCGGGCUACAGCUGGGAGAUCAAAAAGUGUCGCCGCGUGCACCACUACGUGAACGCCGGCGACUCGAGCUCCAGCAACUGGCUGCGGCUGGUCAACUGUGCCCGCUUCGAGCAGGAGCAGAACCUGAUCGCCUUCCAGUACAAGGGCCAGAUGUACUACAGGACGUACAAGCCGAUUGUGAAGGGCUCCGAGCUGCUGGUCUACUAUGGAGACGCCUACGCCCGGGAGCUCAACAUCAAUGUGCAGACGUUCAGGAAGGCUCCGGCCGCCGCCCCGCCGCCAACAGCCUUCGUGUCAGGUGGCUCCACGGUCCGCUGCGUCCACUGCGACUACGCCUGUCUGGGACAGGAGCGGCUGGACAGGCAUGUGAAGACAUGGCACGGUCACAUCGGCAGGAACGGACGGCACAAGUGUGAGCGGUGCGAGUACUCGACGAACGAUGUGCAUCAUUUCAGUAACCAUCGCCUCACCCACACGGGAGAGCGGCCACACCGCUGUGACGAGUGCGGCAGGACGUUUAUUCAGCUCAGUGAUCUGACCCGUCACCGCCGCAUACACACCGGCCUGAGACCGUACGUGUGUGACGUCUGUGGGAAGGCGUUUAAUUACUCCAAUGUCCUAACGACCCACAGACGGAUCCACACCGGGGAGAAGGUGCGUCAGUGUGAGCAGUGUGGCGCCGUGUUUAACAGACUGUCUCAUUACACCAGACACAUGCAGUCACACAACGGAGUGAAGCCGCACCGGUGCCAGGUGUGCUCGGCCCGGUUCGUCACACGACAGCACCUCACCACACACAUGCGGACUCACACGAGGGAGCGGCCGUACGGGUGCUCCUUCUGCCCGGCACGGUUCACGCAGCAGUCGCACAUGAGGAAACACGUCAUCGCCCGGCACACACACGACUACCGACACAGGUGUGAGCGGUGUGGUAAGGGAUUUGUGGCGCCCAGUAAACUGAGGAAACACAGCGAGAGGUGCACGGUGACCAGCUGAUGUGUGUGCAGCUGUACUGGCGGGGUGGUUGUUACGAGCCUAUUGUGAUUUUAUAUUGCAUGAUAUUGCCGGUGGAUCAACUUAUUGCAACAAUGUGACUGUUGGCUGUGAUCGUUGAUUAGGGGCGUUGGUGCAUGCUGCUUGAUCAAUUUUGGACUUAGUCGCACGCACACGACUCGAUGACAUUGCGCUACGUUAUUAAAUAACCUUGUGAUUAGUUUUAUUCUUUGUGUUACUGGACCCUAUCGAUAAAUGGCUCGCUCAUACUGCAAUGGUAUGCCUCAUGGAGCGUUGUGUUGAUGUUUUAUAGUUUCAUCUGUUCAAUAUAUUUGGUGUUUGCCUA